Molecule: messenger RNA, 2629 nt
Organism: Rhineura floridana
Lineage: Eukaryota; Metazoa; Chordata; Lepidosauria; Squamata; Rhineuridae
Gene: BOP1
Product: BOP1 ribosomal biogenesis factor
Exons: 16
Coding region: 198-2471 (757 amino acids)
Biological process (GO): maturation of LSU-rRNA from tricistronic rRNA transcript (SSU-rRNA, 5.8S rRNA, LSU-rRNA); ribosome biogenesis
Cellular component (GO): preribosome, large subunit precursor; PeBoW complex
Molecular function (GO): ribonucleoprotein complex binding; protein binding
Source: RefSeq, a predicted model, not a curated record
UCACCUUUGACCUCUCCCCUCAGGUUUACCCUCAGACACCUUUGGUUUUUUGGGUUUCUUUGGUCGGUAUUUUAAUAUCAUCACUAAAGGAAAUAAGCGCAGAUCCCUUCCGAGUGAAGAGAAAUAUAAUCCAAGUUAAAGAAGAAGCUGCCGGUUAAUCUGGACGAGGGGGCGGGGAUUCACCGGCCUCUCGGCGCAUGCGCAGUUGCCAGAACCUGGUGAGGCGAGCGCACGCGGCGGAGGUUUGGCCGUCGCGACCGUGUGGAGGAAGCAUGAAGCCCGCCGGGGGCGAAGGCAGCGGCAGCCGGCAACCUCUUUUCAGCACCCUUUCUGUCGAGAAGCAAGAAGGGGAAAGUGAUGAUUUGACAGACAGUGAUGAAAGUAUCUUCUCAGGACUAGAGGAUUCUGGGAGUGAUAGCAUCACAGAGGAAGAGGAGGAAGACCAUGACGAUGGGGUUGAGGAGAAGUCAAAAAGUGUGUUUCCCCUUGAAAAUAUGCAUGCUGGAGAGGUUUCCAAGAAGAAAGUGCCAUCAUAUCAUAAGAUCAAGGGCAUAGAAACCAGUCAGCAGCGGGAGCCGCCCUUGGAGAACGAAUAUGUGGAAGACAGCUCUGAUGAGGAGGACAUCCGCAACACAGUGGGCAACAUCCCCAUGGAGUGGUACCAGGACUUCCCACACAUUGGCUACGACUUGGAUGGGAAGAAGAUCUACAGGCCCAUCCGCACCAAGGACGAGCUGGACAAGUUCUUGGAGAAGAUGGAGAGCCCUGACUACUGGCGAACAGUCCAUGACAAAAAAACGGGAGUGGAUGUGAAGCUGACAGAUGAACAGGUGGAGCUGGUGAACCGUCUCCAGAGGGGCCAGUUUGGGGAUGUAAAUUUCAACCCUUAUGAGCCUGCCAUCGACUUCUUCAGCAGCCAAGUGAUGAUCCACCCAGUGACAAACCGCCCAGCUGACAAGCGGAGCUUCAUCCCCUCCCUCAUUGAGAAGGAGAAGGUCUCCAGAUUGGUCCACGCCAUCAAGAUGGGCUGGAUCAAACCACGGAAGCCCAAAGAGGACACGCCGGCCUUCUACGACCUUUGGGCUCAGGAAGAUCCCAACUCCAUCCUGGGGCGGCACAAGAUGCAUGUACCUGCUCCCAAGCUCCCUCUUCCUGGCCAUGAAGAAUCCUACAACCCUCCGCCAGAGUAUCUCCCCACCGAGGAAGAGAAGCUGGCCUGGGAACAGCAGGAACCUUCAGAGCGCAAGCUGAACUUCCUACCCCACGGCUACGACUGUUUGCGCCGGGUGCCUGCCUACCCCCGCUUCAUCCAUGAGCGCUUUGAGCGCUGCCUUGACCUCUACCUGUGCCCACGCCAGAGGAAGAUGCGGGUCAAUGUGGAUCCUGAGGACCUGAUCCCCAAACUGCCAAAGCCGCGGGAUCUGCAGCCGUUCCCCACCGUGCAGGCCUUGGUCUACCGUGGUCAUACCAGCCUUGUGCGCUGCCUCUGUGUCUCCCCCAGUGGACAGUGGCUGGCAUCAGGUUCUGAUGACUACACAGUGAAGUUCUGGGAGGUCUGUACAGCGCGAUGUGUGAAGACCCUCCCAGUGCCAGGCGCAGUGAAGAGUAUCGCUUGGAACCCCAACCCCACUGUCUGCCUGGUGGGCAUUGCUGUGGAGCAGUCGGUGCUCCUGGUGAACCCCGGCCUCGGGGACAAGCUGCUCUAUGGGGCCACCAAUCAGCUGCUUGACGCCUAUGUGCCCCCUGAGGAGGAGCGGCCACAGCCUGUCACGUGGGAGGAGGCAACCGGAGAGGAGUGGGACCGCGGCGUGCGGCUCAUCGUCAGGCACGGGAAGCCUCUGAAGCAGGUGACGUGGCACGGGAAAGGAGACUAUUUUGCCACAGUGGUGUCAGACAACAGCCACCUGCAGGUCCUGAUCCACCAGGCAAGCAAGCGCUGGAGUCAGGCACCCUUCCGCCGGAGCAAGGGCCAGGUGCAGCGGGUACUCUUCCACCCACUGCGCCCUUUCUUCUUUGUGGCCACCCAGCGCUUUGUCCGCGUCUACAACCUCCUCAAGCAGGAGCUCACCAAGAAGCUGCUUACCAACUGCAAGUGGGUCUCCAGCAUGGCACUCCAUCCAGGAGGUGACAACCUGAUCUGUGGCAGCUACGACAGCAAACUUGCCUGGUUUGAUCUGGACCUCUCCACAAAGCCCUACCGGGUGUUGAGGCAUCAUAAGGCGGCGCUGAGGGCCGUGGCGUUCCAUUCGUACUACCCUCUCUUUGCCUCCGGUUCAGACGAUGGCAGUGUCAUCAUUUGCCAUGGCAUGGUCUACAAUGACCUGCUCCAGAACCCCCUCAUCGUGCCAGUUAAAGUGCUGAAGGGCCACACGCCGACUCAUGACCUCGGGGUCCUGGACGUCAUUUUCCACCCCAGCCAGCCCUGGGUCUUCUCUGCGGGUGCAGAUGCCACCAUCCGUCUCUUCACAUAGCCGGCUGCCAACCUCCCCUCUGGGCAGGGGAGGCGGAUGGGACUAUGAUUCUGACCCCCUUUCCAGGGAUGGUUGCAAAGCUCUCUGCUGCUUCUCUCUGGGGAGAGAAUGAACUCUGCAAAACCAGCGCUAUGAUUAAACUGUUCAGGUGCAUCAUG